This is a messenger RNA of Selaginella moellendorffii, 2345 nucleotides long. Its product is annotated as 3-oxoacyl-[acyl-carrier-protein] synthase II, chloroplastic. NCBI's taxonomy places the organism in Eukaryota, Viridiplantae, Streptophyta, Lycopodiopsida, Selaginellales, Selaginellaceae. Gene Ontology annotation, biological process: fatty acid biosynthetic process. Gene Ontology annotation, molecular function: 3-oxoacyl-[acyl-carrier-protein] synthase activity. The coding region runs from base 12 to 1709 and encodes 565 amino acids. The record is from RefSeq and is a predicted model, not a curated record. The transcript has 13 exons.
GGGGCGUUGCGAUGAGCACUCCUCUCACCGUCUCCGCGCCGCUGUGUAGCUGGCUGCUCGCGGCAUGCUACACAAGAACAAUGGCGGGGAUCUCUGGAAUGGAGCAGCAGCCGGGCGCCAAUGCAGGCUUGACAGGCAGGGUGAGCAGUAGCAGGAGAUCCGGAAGGCGGAGCGCCAGAUCUCGCAGCGCCGCCAUGCUGCACCAGCGGAUUGUGGCAGCGGCGGGGACCAUGGGGAGCAGCAUGGUCGCGUGCCUCUCUUUCGAGGCUUGCCCUCACUAUCGCAAUGCCAAGUGGUCAUCGUUCUUGUGGGAGGAAGAAGCGCGGAUUCUUGGCUCCCCUCAGCGAAAGAGGGCAAGCAAGACGAGAUGCGCCGCUGCGAUCACAGAUCGGCUCGUGGCUCCCGAAAAGGAUGCGGGCGAGGAGAGUAGGAGCAGCACCUCCGUUCGAGACAGAAGGGUUGUGAUCACAGGAAUGGGUCUUGUUUCCUCUCUUGGUAAUGAUCCAGAUACCUUCUACGACAACCUGCUUGAAGGAAACAGCGGGAUCUCGGAGAUCCAAAACUUCGACUGCCAGGAGUUUCCCACGCGGAUUGCUGGAGAGAUCAAGGACUUCUCCGCUGAUGGCUGGGUUGCUCCAAAGUUUUCGAGACGCAUGGACAAGUUCAUGCUUUACCUCCUUACCGCUGGCAAAAAAGCGGUGGCCAAUGCUGGAAUCGCUGGCGAUGGCUCAGUGGAGCUUGACAAGAGCAAGUGUGGAGUUCUCAUGGGGUCCGCCAUGGGAGGCAUGCAGGUCUUUAACGAUGCCAUCGAAGCUUUGAGGGUCUCGUACCGCAAGAUGAACCCGUUUUGUGUCCCAUUUGCUACGACUAACAUGGGGUCAGCAAUGCUGGCCAUGGAUCUGGGAUGGAUGGGUCCAAACUAUGCAAUCUCGACGGCGUGUGCUACCAGCAAUUCGUGUAUAUUAAGUGCUGCAAACCACAUCAUUCGAGGGGAAGCGGACGUCAUGGUCUCCGGCGGGUCGGAUGCGGCGAUCAUUCCAAUUGGUCUUGGAGGAUUUGUCGCUUGCAGAGCACUGUCACAGCGAAAUGACGAUCCCAGUAAAGCGUCACGUCCCUGGGAUCGGGAUCGGGAUGGCUUUGUUCUUGGAGAAGGUGCAGGCGCCCUUGUUCUGGAGGAACUGGAGCAUGCAAAGAGACGAGGAGCAGAAAUCUAUGCUGAAUUUCUCGGCGGAAGCCUUACAUGUGAUGCGUAUCAUGUGACUGCAGCUCAUCCGGAAGGCACUGGAAUGCUUCUUUGCAUUGAAAAGGCGCUGGACCAAUCCGGCGUGAGACGGGACGAUGUCAACUAUGUUAAUGCUCAUGCCGCGUCGACAAGGUCUGGAGAUGUUCAAGAGUACAAAGCCAUAAUGCAGUCCCUUGGCGACAACACUGAGUUGAGAGUCAAUUCAACGAAAUCGAUGAUGGGUCACCUUUUAGGAGCUGCAGGAGCGGUAGAUGCCAUAGCCACUAUCCAGGCUAUCAAAACAGGUUGGCUGCAUCCCACCAUAAACAUCGAGAAUCCGGAGAAAGAUGUGAAUAUGGACUACAUUGUGGGAAGCCAAAAGCAACGAUUUGAUGUGAAAGUUGCGCUCUCGAACUCUUUCGGAUUUGGGGGACAUAACUCGUCAAUUUUGUUUGCCCCGUAUCAGGAUGAAAGGUCUGAUAACUAGGUAGAACGUGAGCUGUACCUUUUUUUCCUGCUUAAAACUUGUUGCUACCCCCUCGGCACAAGGCCAUCCUUUUCUCUUGUUUUUCAGUCUACUGUCCACCAUGGCUUUGUGAGUUCGAUGCCAUUGUCUACCAGAAACGAAUGGCAGAUGUCCAGUGAUGCUCGGCACAUAUUUUUCGUCUCGCCAAAGGUCCCCUGGAAGCGCAACAUUCCCCUCAAACUGGGUAUGACUUGAUCUUCAUUGCCAGAUUCUAACGGCUUGUCAUCCGGUUCUUUCGUAGGCAAGCCAACAAAAAUCUCAGAUGUAGUCUGUAGUGUUUGAUGCCAGCACUCGUCAUUUAGAGGUCCCAGAGUUGCGACCACCAAGGUCACUAGUUGUUCCAGGCGGCCCUCGGACAGUCCCAAAGUCCUCAAGUCGACGACAACCAGGUUAUCCCCACCAAUGCUGUCCUGCGACAAAACAACCGGGGGAGUGGCAAUGGCGACGACACGAGUGUUACCCGAUGGAUGAAAAUGUAAGGCCACUGGAGCGCUUGGCAGUACUUGUAGUAAGUGUCGGCCAGGGGCUGCUUGCGAGCUCCAGCCGAGCGCACCAGGUGAGCAUUUCUCUUUGCAAUCUCGAAUGCCUUCGAAAACA